AUGCUUUACCUCGUAGUUUCUGCAACACUUUCUGAUAAUGUCAGUCAGUUUUCUGUACACGAUACCGAUUCUGAGGCCGCAGACUACGCUCUCGAGAUAGUGUGCACGAACUGUCGAGAGAAACACGAUUCUCUUGUUUAUGUGAACUGCCUGGAAAAGCAUGAAAUCAAUGGCGGGAAGGGCGAGACAUCGCUGGUGAUGAAAUGUAAGUUCUGUGGCAAUCAGUGCACCGUAAACUUGGAACGGACGGAAGAAAAACUGUUCAACUUGGACGUGGAGGAAAACGGCGAAGCUGUGGAAAAAGUUCAACGUCAAAGGAAGAAGAAAAGUAUCAAGAAAGUCGAGGCCUCGAAACUAGUGCAGCUUGCACUCGACUGUCGAGGUUGCGAAGUCACAGGAGUGGAUUUCUCAAAUUUGACCUUCGACGUUAAGCUAACGUCAGGGACUGAAAUGCAAGCAGUCUUCGAGGGAGAAAAUGAAUGGUACGACUAUGAUGAUAAAUCUGCCGAAGAAGUGUCAGUAGUAGACCUGUGUUUUGAGGUGACGAAUGGAAAGUAA
Molecule: messenger RNA, 558 nt
Organism: Lachancea sp. 'fantastica'
Lineage: Eukaryota; Fungi; Ascomycota; Saccharomycetes; Saccharomycetales; Saccharomycetaceae
Source: the annotation of a GenBank genome assembly